CUCCAGGAGACUAUGAUUCGGAGACAAAAUUACAAACUACCGUUGUGAGUUUGUUAAAUAGUUCCGAUUUCCCGCCAAUCGAACCAAACUUCAAUCCACAGUCGCACCAUGGCCUUCUCUGCAGUGCUCAGAGCUUUCUUGAUUCUCAUCUCUCUUCACUACAGAAAAUCGUCAGCUCAGGUGGAUAUCGCCAUCAGCGACGGCCCAGCCCCUUCUCCUUCUUUCUCCUCCUCGCCUCUGGUCCCGGCUUUGUUCGUUAUCGGCGACUCCUCCGUCGAUUGCGGGACCAACAAUUUCCUCGGCACGUUUGCUCGGGCGGACAGGCCUCCCUACGGCCGAGAUUUCGACACCCAUCAGCCCACUGGCCGUUUCAGCAACGGAAGAAUCCCUGUGGAUUAUCUGGCAUUGCGUCUUGGGCUUCCUUUUGUUCCGAAUUAUCUUGGGCUGAGAGGCUCUGUUAAAGACAUGAUUCGGGGCGUGAAUUAUGCUUCUGCAGGAGCAGGGAUCAUCUUCUCCAGCGGUUCAGAACUGGGUCAGCAUAUCUCACUCACACAGCAGAUUCAGCAGGUGACAGACACGUUUCAGCAGUUUACACUAAGCAUGGGUGAAGAAGUUGCAUCUGAUCUCAUCUCAAAAUCUGUCUUCUACAUUUCUAUGGGGACCAAUGACUACAUACAUUACUAUCUUCGUAACGUGUCGAAUGUUCAAACGCUCUACCUUCCAUGGAGAUUCAACCAGUUCUUGGCACAGACUAUGAAGCGGGAGAUAAAGAACCUGUACAAUGAUAAUGUGAGGAAAGUGGUUGUGAUGGGGUUGGCACCAAUGGGUUGUGCACCUUAUUAUCUGUGGAUGUACCCUGAAACAAAUGGGGAGUGUGUUGACAUGAUAAAUGACAUGAUUCUUGAAUUCAACUUUGAAAUGAGACAAAUGGUUGAAGAACUUGCUCAGGAGCUUGUCGGUGUGAGGAUCAUCUUCUGUGAUGCAUUUCAAGCCUCAAUGGACAUUAUGGAGAAUCACGACCGUUAUGGUUUCAAUGUAACAGCAGAAGCAUGCUGCGGUUUUG
Molecule: messenger RNA, 1063 nt
Organism: Cuscuta epithymum
Lineage: Eukaryota; Viridiplantae; Streptophyta; Magnoliopsida; Solanales; Convolvulaceae
Source: the annotation of a GenBank genome assembly